GUUGUGCCCUGAGUCACCCUGAGUAGGAUCCAGCUCUGUCCUGCAGCGCAAAGCAGCAGGGUGGUCUGUAUAUGCAGGCGGAGGAGCAAGCAGUACAUUUGAUCUUUCCUUUGGAAGAGUUUUUCUUCACUUAGAACAGAACAGCCAGACUAGAGGAAGUGGCAAGAACGUAUUGCUGAACUUCUAGAGAGACAGACGGCGACAGUUCCCUCCUCUUCAGUGGUGGCUGUGCUGUAAAACUGUGCUCCAGGUUAUCCAAGCAGUUGAUACAUGUGAAACAUCAAAAGAUUUAGUGUCAAGGAUCCACAUCUGAGUGGGCUGCACUCAGACUACUGCAGGAAUUUCAAAAUGAUUGAACAGACCAUAGCGGAGUGGAGAAAUACUGAUUUUGCUGAUGGAUCCAGUGGCCUGUAAUGAGUUCGUCCCAGGAACUGAGAUUCAAGCUUGUGGAAAGGAGACUUUAGAGGCUUGAAAAUAAUAAUUAAGAAAACCCCAUGCCAAAAUCUCCUAUCUGCACAAACACAAGUUGAUCUAAAGAUUAAUGCAUCGACCUGAUGAUGAAUCGCCUGUGGUGUUGAGGAGGUUAAUUCUUGCUUUUGGCUGCAUUGGAAAUCGGAAGUUAAUGCUCAUGAGAAGUAAAACCAGAGAACGUGGGUUACGUGGCGCACCUAAAGAUCUCGGAGGCAGCAGCAAAGAGGCAAAAUUUCUCUUUGAAGCAGUAACUUCAGCUGUGUGUUCUUGUGUGCACUGGGAACUGAGAGAAAUAGCAGCCAGCCUGCGAGAAAAUGCCAGCUAAAGGUAAAUACUUCUUCAACGAAAAUGACGACUGCAGGAUAUCGGACCCGCUCUAUGAGAAGUACCACUAUACAAGCCAGCAGCAUCCACUCCUGCUAUUGCUGCUCUUCAUUUCAAUCAUCUUCUGGACUACUCUAAUUAUAAUCUUUUUUGUCACUGAUGAACCACAUGAUCAUCUUGCCUUCAUCAUUGCAGUAUGUGCUGCUCUUGUCAUAUUUGCAGUAAUGUACUUACUUUUAUGUAUUGAAUCCCUCUUUCGGAGAUGGCUAACGUUAUUUGGAGUUAUGAUUUGGAUUUGCUUCUUAAUUGUGGGAUAUGUAUCUCUUUUUGAAAAGGAAAAUGAUUAUCAACUGUGGGAGCAGGUGCCAUUCUUUCUCUUCAUGAUCUUCACAGUUUAUACCAUGCUGCCCUUUGGAAUGAGAGAUGCUGUCAUAAUUAGUGUUCUCUCUGCUCUUUCCCAUAUUAUUGUUCUAAGCGUUGUGGUAAGCAUGACUUCUAAGGAAAAUAAGGAAUCCAUUCUAUUUCAGCUGCUUGCCAAUGCUGUCAUUUUUCUUUGUGGUAACUUGAUGGGUGCAUUUCACAAACGCCAAAUGCAAGUUGCUUCCUGGGAUUUGUAUAGAUACACAUUGAAGUGCAUUCAGGUCCGAAUGAAACUGAAGAUUGAAAAGAGGCAACAAGAAAACUUGCUUUUGUCCAUACUGCCAGCUCAUAUCUCAAUGGAAAUGAAGCUAGCAAUCAUCGAGCGGCUGAAGGAAACCAAUGAUAAUAGGCAAAUGCAUGACAACAACUUCCACAGUCUGUAUGUAAAAAGGCACCAAAAUGUUAGCAUUCUUUAUGCAGACAUUGUAGGAUUUACUCGCCUUGCCAGUGACUGCUCUCCUAAGGAGCUGGUAGUGAUGCUGAAUGAACUUUUUGGAAAGUUUGAUCAGAUUGCAAAGGAGAAUGAAUGCAUGAGAAUAAAAAUUCUGGGAGACUGUUACUACUGUGUCUCAGGCCUGCCUGUGUCUUUACCAGUUCAUGCCAGGAACUGUGUUAAAAUGGGACUCGACAUGUGUGAAGCAAUAAAGCAGGUGAGAGAAGCCACAGGAGUGGACAUCAACAUGAGGGUUGGCAUUCAUUCUGGGAAUGUGCUGUGUGGUGUCAUCGGCCUCCGUAAGUGGCAGUACGAUGUCUGGUCGCACGACGUGUCCUUAGCGAACCGCAUGGAGUCUGCAGGUGUACCUGGCCGCGUGCACAUCACUGAAGCAACGCUAAAUCACCUAGGCAAGGCUUAUGAAGUAGAAGAAGGAAAUGGACACCUGAGGGAUCCUUACCUUGAAUCCAUGAAUAUCAAAACCUACUUAGUCAUUGAUCCCAGGUCCAAACAAUGUGUGUCAAAUAAUCAUCUCCCUAAAACAAGAGUUAAUGAUGGGCUGAAGAUGCGAGCAUCUGUUCGGAUGACGCGUUAUUUAGAGUCCUGGGGAGCAGCCAGACCCUUUGCCCACCUGAACCACAGAGAAAGUGUGAGCAGUGACUCCUCAAGUUCACAAGGCAGGCGAAGAAAGGAAAUACCUUUGUGUUCCACUGGGCGCCAGAGAACUUCUGAUAGAAAUUCAUCUCAAAAGGGAAGGAUAGAGGAAGAUAUUUAUGAUGAAAUGAUGUCAACCAUUGAGGGCCUCAGCUCAGCUAAUCCGUGGUGCGGCAAAUCAGAUGGCUUCUGUGGAUUUUCACUCAUUUUUGCAGAACCCGGUCUUGAAAAAGAGUAUCGCACCAUUCCUAUUCUAAAACUGAAGAGUUACUUUGCGUGUGCCGGUUUUGUGUUCCUCUGCAUAUUCCUGAUACAGAUGUUUAUAAUGCCAAAAACUGCAAAACUAGGAAUUUCCUUUGGCAUUGUUGCAGUCAUCAUUGCACUCAUUUUGUUUGUGUGCUUUGCUGAGAAAUGUAUGAGAUGCUGUUCAGAACAGCGGCCUUCCCUGCGCCGUCUUUGUGCUAUCUCGGAAAAAGUGGAAACAAUGCCUUUACUUAGGCUUCCUUUAGCAGUCAUCACUAUAGGUGCCUUGCUGAUUAUAGCAAUUUUUAAUUUGACUACUGAAAUGAACAAACCUGCAAACUUUACUGGAUCAAAUGACCUGUGUGCUACUACCUAUCCUUUUGGAAACACAACUCAAUCCUGCAUUGAAGAAACCUAUUACGCUUACUGCUGCAUACUGGGGUUCAUUGCUUGCUCAGUAUUUCUUCAAAUGAGCUUCGAACUCAAAGUUCUCCUCCUGUCCAUUGCUGUGACUGUGUACCUCGUCAUUUUUAAUACCCUUCAGCAUAGAAACUACAGCUUCUCUGGCAACAGUACCAGGCUUUUCGUCAAAGAGCCAAGGAUAAUGACGAAUUUAUAUCUGGUUCUAUUUUAUGUAACCUUAAUUUUACUAGCAAAACAGAUCGACUAUUACUGUCGACUGGAUUGUCUGUGGAAGAAUAAGUUUAAAAAAGAACAUGAACAGUUUGAAACGAUGGAGAAUGUUAACAGGCUUUUAUUGGAAAAUGUACUUCCAGCACACGUUGCUGCCUAUUUCAUUGGUGAAAAAAGAAAUGAGGACUGGUACCAUCAAUCUUAUGACUGUGUCUGUGUCAUGUUUGCAUCAGUGCCAGAUUUUAAGGUGUUCUAUACUGAAUGUGAUGUCAAUAAAGAAGGUCUGGAAUGCCUGCGGCUGCUAAAUGAAAUCAUUGCUGAUUUUGAUGAGCUCUUGCUAAAACCUAAAUUUAGUGGUGUUGAAAAAAUAAAAACCAUUGGAAGCACUUACAUGGCAGCUGCUGGUCUCAGCAUUACACCAGGCCAAGAGAACAGCCAGGAUAAGGAAAGACAGCAUGCUCACAUUGGGAUUAUGGUGGAAUAUGGAAUCGCCUUGAUGAGUAAACUGGAUGGCAUCAACCGACAUUCCUUUAACAACUUCCGCUUGCGCAUUGGGAUAAAUCAUGGCCCCGUGAUUGCUGGCGUGAUCGGUGCCCGGAAACCUCAGUAUGAUAUCUGGGGCAACACUGUCAAUGUUGCCAGCCGAAUGGAGAGCACGGGCGAGCUUGGGAAAAUCCAGGUCACAGAAGAAACAAGUAAAAUACUACAGGAGUUGGGAUAUUCGUGUGAAUGCAGGGGACUCAUUAAUGUCAAAGGCAAGGGAGAACUGAGGACUUACUUUGUUUGCACCGAGACUGCCAAAUUCCAAGGUAUGGGACUGAAUUGAGGCCAGGAUGACGUUAAUAAAAAUAGACUUAGAACUGCCUUCAUUCUGUGAAGACGUAGAAUUUCCCUCCUUAUGUGAAGGAAUUUAUUCUAAAACCAUAUAUGUACUGUUCCUAUUUCUUCUACAUCUCAAGAAAAGAGAAUAUUUUCUUUUGAAAGAAUUUCUGAAAUGUUCCCAAAAGACUCCUGACCACUAGUCUGAAAAAGGCUGCCUCUUCCUGAAAUAACUUGCGGAUUUACCUGGAAUUGCCCUGAAGCAUUUUCAGUGAUUUCAUUUCCUUACCUGCACUGUGGGAGUCUUAACAGCUCCAGUAACAACGUACAUGGAUGCACUGUUGAAGUCAUUACCACGUUAAAACAUUCCACUGCUUCGUUCUUGGACACGCACCUGUUUACAGUAUUGCCUUUGUCACAGACCUGCGAGAUGAUACUCGGGGCACUGCGUAUCCUGCUUUGAACGCUAAACAAACUUCACAGCAGAAGAUGGCUGAAAAAUGGAGAGGAAGACAAGUAAACUCAAAUGUAUCCUAUGAUCAUUGAGCUGAGCUCCCGUGGGGAAAAAAUAUUAAUUGCACAGCAUUGGAUCACUUUAUUGUCCUCACCGCCUCCAUGGUAGAACUUUGUAUUAUGCUAAUGUUUUCAUCACUAACAGCUAUUCAGAAAUAACUUCACCUAGUUCAGAGUGUUUACAUUAUAUUACAUGUUCUUCUUUUGUAUCUCUGUGCUUAGGAUCUGCCUGCACAUUUUAUACAGUCGCAUAGGAAAAUGUCUUUAAAAUUCUGGCUUUAAAUUCCAACAAACGUACCCACUCAUGAGGAGUGCUGAGCUCCUGCUCACACCUUGUGUCACUGGCACCUGGCAGGAGUUCUGCACGCUGCCUGCGUUGCUGAAGGCACUUACAGAAGAAAAAACCCAACUGUUUUGAAUUGUUUGGAAAUGGAAGGACAGAACUAAGUAGUGAGAAGUGUUAGAAACUGUAUAGAUUCUGUUUGGGGUUCCUUUUCCUUUUUCUUCUUGCUUUGAUUUGAGCAGCUACUGGCUGGUUUAUGUAUUUUUUAAAGGCAAUGCAGUUUAUGAAACAAACUGGUUUUGAAGAUUACAAAAGGAUGUAUGGAAAUGUUUCAGCAGAGCCUUGAUGCUGAAAGUAUGCACUGAGCAUAAGUAAGAUGAUGAUGGAAAUGGACGUGCUCUAAGUUAGGUUAGUCUGAAACAUUUUUAAGCUGUUUAUGGCUUUUGCUAAAUUAGCAUCUUUCUACUUAUUGCAAUCAAUCUGCUUUCCGUUGAUGCAGAUGAUACUUUUUGUAAGGCCAACAUCUUGUGCCCGUUAUAUGUAUUAACUAAGGAUGGAUUCCCCCUUCCCCUGCUAUGCACCACGUGUAGCAGCACGACUAAGCAGCAUGGUGAUCCAUGAGUUCAACUGUUUUGUUAAGCCUUACUCUUCUACAAAGCAGCAUUUACUCGUAUUUCUGGGUUAGUACCAUAGCAUACUGGAAAAGUGUUUAACAAGCAGUCCUGUGCAUCACUGCCACUUUCUAAUUACUGUGUAAUUUCUUUAGAUGAUUAAGUGACUAUGUUUCAAAACAGGAACAAAUCUAAAUAUUGUCCAACUGUGGAUUAAAAUUGUGCUCAUAGCCUUUGUCAGUGGGGUAGGUCAAACCUGUGUUUGUAGUUUCCAACAGAAAAUGGCACGUUAGCAAACCUUAGUGGGAAGUUGCCUGGCUCAUGUAUGGACUCUGCUGAAGAAGGAAGUUUCAUACUUGGUGUCUUGUCAGUAUAAGGUCAGUGUUGUAGUUGAAUAAAAUUUCAAACAGAUUUUGCUCCUCUUGUAUGUUGUGUAUUUGUAGUAACAGAUGCUCAGCAAGCAUUUGUUGUGAGAAUUUAUUUAUUGUUUUAUAAGGACCACGCACGUGUCAAAGACUCCUUUUAGCAGCCUUUGAUGUCAUAUGUUAGGUGAAGUCACUGCCUCGUGAAUAUAUUUUGAGAAGCGCAUUAUGCCUGUAGGUAGAGCUGGCUCUGAAGUGUUCACAGAACUCGGAGAAUGCAGAUGCAAGUUAUCUAUGAAAGAAAAUUUCCUGACUGUAACAGCAUUUUGAAUUGCUUUUGUUUACAUGAUGUUGCCCUUCAGGCUAGUGACUUGCUUUGGCAUAACUUCAACUUAACCUUGUUUACAGAAGUGGUAUCAAGACCUGUAGCUUCCGAACUGGAGGAAGAAGAGUUUUGUUGCAGUUUAAAAAGGCGAUCACUCACUUGCACUACUCUCUCGGUGCCAGAGCACUGUGCGAAGCACGCCUGGAGAGGUUAGAAACUGCAAUGAAAAGGGGGCUGUAUCUGAGGGUGACUUUCUCAUUUCUCAUCAGAGCUGGAACUGUGUAAUGUGAGAGUUGUGGGAAAAGUUCAAUUUAAGAAGCAACUGUAUUUAAAUAAUUGUUUUCAGCAGUCAUUUGAGAGUGAACUGUGAUGUUUAAGAUAGAGGAAAUAACCUUGGUAGAAGAAUCUUCCUUACAGCAUUUUUGUUUUCUUAAACUGAGAAAAUGGCACUGUAUCCAAUUUGAAGAGCUAAUAAUGUCUUGAAUUAGCGAUCUAUUUUAAAGAACAAACUUUUGUUUUUACCGGUAAAUAAAAAAACACUUCCUGAAACUUGUUUGGGUUAGCAGUUAUUUUGAUGAGAGUUUCCAUGAAAAGGAGCUGUGUUUCUUAUCCCCCAUAGUGUCAAUGAGAGGAGUUUUGCUCAUAAACUUGGUGUUUGCAUUUUUUAAAAAGAAUUGUGUAAAUGGAAAUCGUGUAGAGGGACAUCUUGAGUUCAACAGCUAGAGAAUAAUCUCAGUACUCUAUUUUCUGUCACCUAUGGUCACCUGCUGCCUUCCAUGAAAGGUAGGUGAUGGACAAAGCUGCAAGGAGCUCCUAUUGAGUUGCCCGGCCUGGUGGUUGUGCAUGGUAUCUACUCUUGUGGCAUGAAAAUGACUUAAAUAUUAAUGGGAAAAUUUAUUUCCUGGAGUAAUAUUUCUGCUGCCAUUACCCAGAAUAAUGAAAAAAAUUCUAGUGAAUUUUUUAAUAAAGAACUGUUAUGGAAAAAUUGAAACUACUGGAGAAAAAUCUAAGCUGACAGUUCAGCCUUUUCAGAAAGAAAUUUAAGACUUGUGAAAUUUUAAAAACGAUUAAAAACCCACUUCUGCAGCUGUUUUCAGAAA
Messenger RNA from Cuculus canorus (common cuckoo), 7191 nucleotides. It is a transcript of the gene ADCY7, whose product is annotated as adenylate cyclase 7. Lineage: Eukaryota; Metazoa; Chordata; Aves; Cuculiformes; Cuculidae. Gene Ontology annotation, cellular component: plasma membrane. Gene Ontology annotation, biological process: cAMP biosynthetic process; adenylate cyclase-inhibiting G protein-coupled receptor signaling pathway; intracellular signal transduction. The coding region runs from base 786 to 4004 and encodes 1072 amino acids. Gene Ontology annotation, molecular function: adenylate cyclase activity. The transcript has 29 exons. The record is from RefSeq and is a predicted model, not a curated record.